Cinara cedri is the source of this 4979-nucleotide messenger RNA. The record is from the annotation of a GenBank genome assembly. NCBI's taxonomy places the organism in Eukaryota, Metazoa, Arthropoda, Insecta, Hemiptera, Aphididae.
UAUUGAUCUAAAGACUAAUGCAGGAACGCAUCAUUUAAACCAAUUUGUAAUUGAACAAAAAUCAUUUGCCACCAUAGUCCGUAAUAAGUCUAUUCAUAUUACAGUACUAUAUAUAAUAAUGGCUGACGACCAGUUUCCAGAUUAUCUGAAUGUUUAUUACAAAAAAUUAUUCCCAUAUUCUCAAUUCCACAAGUGGUUAUCAUAUGGAAAUGGUAAGUAGUAUUAUUUAUUUUUAGUUGAUAUGAGACUCGAGAAAACAUUUCUUAGAUAUUAAGUAUUCUUCUUAUGCAGUAUUCAAUCUAAUGAUUGGUUUGCAGCAACUUCCAUGUUUCUCUAUCACUAUCUUUCCUCUUUAACUCGUGAUGUGAAUUAUAUCCUUGAUCUUUUAUUAUCUGAUUUAUGUAUUUCAAUCUUGGUCUUCCUCUAUGAUUUUUUGAUUUUUCCAUUGAUUAUUCUUUCUUAGAUUAGUGGUAGCAACUUAUUGUGUUUUAAGAUAUGACCUAUUAAUUAAUUUCGUCUUUUCUAUUUACAUUUUCAUAUUGAUUUCCUCUCAGAUACCCUUUCCAAAACUUCUUCAUUAGUAAUUCUAUCAGUCCAACUUAUCUUUUUCAUCCUCCUGUAACACCACAUUUUGAAUUUUUCUAUUAUUCUCAUUUCUUCUCUUGAAAUAGUCCAUUUUUCGCAUUCAUGUAACAUAAUGCCCUAGAUGUACGUUUUUAGUAAAUUUUUUCUGAUGUUAAGGUCUAUGUUUUUUUAAGUAAAAAAUCUUCUUUUCUUAUUAAAUGCUACCUCAGCUUGGCAUAUUCGCCUUAUGAUUUCCUUUUUACAUUUUCAAUCUGAGCUUAUUAUAUUAUAGUGUUACCCAAAUAUUUGAAAUAUUCUACUUAUUCUAUAAUUUAAUCAUCCUAUAAUUUUAUUCUUAUUCUUGUGUUAUUGUCUCUACUACAUACUUUUGUCUUCUUUGCGUUCAUUUUCAUAUGUAAAUCUUUUUCCAUCACCGUCACCAUCAGUUACAUUGUUCCUAAAAACUUUUUUAGAUAUUUUUCAUUCUCCGCUAUUACUAUAAUGUUGUCUGCAAAUCUCAACAUAUUUCUUCUUUAUUAAUUUACCUUUAUGCCUAGCUGUGUCCUAUCUCUUAUAGUAUUUAUAGUCUCUUGAAUGUAAGUAUUAAAGAAUAUUAUAGGUGAUAAUGUACAUCCCUAUCUAAAACAUCUUUCUUUAUUUUGGACUCUUUGAAUAUCUCCCAUUUUUAUGAUUGCUAUUUCAUUUUUAUACAAUUGAUAAAGCAGCUUUUUUUCCGUGGUUGCAACUCCAACUCUUCAGUAUUUUGAACAUUAUUUCCCAGUUAACAUUAUCGAAUGCCUUUUAAAUUUCAACAAAAGCAAUUUAUCUUUCCGUAUUCUUUUUUCUAUUAUUAAUCAUAAACCUAAAAUCGCUUUCCUCGUACCCAUAUUUUUUCUAAAUCUGAAUGACCCUAAUAAUAUGUCUCCUAUCUUCUUUUUCAUUCUCUUAAACAUAAUUUUAGUUAAAAGCUGAAUGGGACUCCCCGGAUGGUGGCCAAACCAUAGGCAAAUGGCGGGACGUAUUGAGGAAUGAAGGCAUCAUGUUUUAGUGUAUAGAAUGCACCUUGGACACCUCCCUGAUUUCCUGUCCAGUUCUUGAAUAGCAUUCAGUGCUAAUAUAAUGUCCAGUAGCAGUAAUUUAAAAUCAAGGGUUCCACUGUAUUGUAACAAUGUAAUGUGUUUUAGGAACUCAAAUGUUUAAGUAUUUUUCUAAAAAUGUGUUAUUUGGAUAAAUGCAUAACUUAAAUAAUUUUUUUCAUGAUAAAUGUUAGUUUCUCAAAUAUUCAUUAUUAUUUAUCAAAAAUAUUUAUUACAAUUUUCACAUUUAAUUUUACUCAAAUUAUAUAAGUAGUAGAGUAAAGUAAUAUAAGUAAAGUACAUAGAUAACUAUAUUUAUAAUUAUUUAUUUUCAGUUAAACCAGAAAAUUUUAUUAAUAGAGAAUUUUCAUUCACUUUACAUGAAGAUAUUUACUUAAGAUUUCAAUCAUUCAACACAUUACAAGAAUUUGAGACAGAAAUUAAAAAUAAAUGUCCUUUUAAAAUUGAUAUUGGUGCAGUUUUUAACAUGAGGUUUGUGCAAUUUAAUUAUUAGAUUACAAAAAAUCGUUUUUCUUUAGUUUUAUGUGUUAUUUUACAGCCCUAAAGUCUGUCGAAAUUAUCCUCAAUUUCAUGCUAUGGAAAAAGAAUUAGUAAUUGAUAUUGAUAUGACAGACUAUGAUCAAAUUCGUACUUGCUGUUCUGGUGCUGAAGUUUGUCAGAAAUGUUGGAGGUAUGUUUAACAAUAAAGUUAAUAUUUAAUGAAAACAUAAUAUUAUGGUUACAUUAUAGAUUUAUGGUUAUCGCUGUAAAAAUUUUGGAAAGAGCACUCCGUGACGAUUUUGGAUGGAAACAUUUGCUUUGGGUAUUUUCAGGUCGACGAGGUAUUCAUUGCUGGGUAUGUGAUGAAUCUGCACGAAAGCUUUCGCCUUCUGAACGUGCAGCAGUAAUUGAUUAUUUAGUUCUAUUAUCUGCUGGUGAUUCAAAAAGGUGUAAUGUGAAUCAUCCAUUUGUGAAGUCAGUUGUAAUAGAUACAGUUACAAAAUAUUUUGAAAAUUUAUUUUAAUAUUUAUACCUUAGGCACUCUAUUUCUAUCAUAAAAGAAGAGUUCAAUUCACUUCUUUCUGAACAAAAUUUCUUGGAAACAACAGCGCAGUGCAAUAAAAUUUUAUCAUUUAUAGCUGAUGAAAAACUAAAAGAACAGAUAGAUUUACAAUUUUCAACAUAUCAAAAUAGCACUCAAAGAUGGAAAGCAUUAACUCUUGUUGUUGAAAACAAUUUAAAAAAAGUAAAAAUAUUGAAUAUUAUUAAAUGUAUAUUUAAUCAUUUAAAUGUAUUAUUUGAAUAGGGAUUACUAAAUUUUAAAACUAAAAAUUGCCUGCAAGAUAUUUUAUUAUACUUAGCUUAUCCAAGACUUGAUGUGAAUGUAACAAAAGGAUUAAAUCACUUGUUGAAAGCCCCAUUCUGUGUGCAUCCAAAGACUGGAAAAGUCUGUGUGCCAAUUAAUCCAAAAAUUAUUGAUAAAUUUAAUCCUAACACUGUACCAACCAUCAAGUAAAUUAUUUUUUAUUAUUAUUAUUAUAUUUUUUUUAUAUAAUUAUAUUUAAUAAUUUAUUUUUUCACAGUAUUUUAAUUGAAGAAAUUAAUGAAUAUGAAAAAAAGCAAAAAGAAAUUAUUAAUGACGCUAACACAAGUAAUAAUCGUUUAAAGGACUAUAAAAAAACUUCAUUAUUAAAGAGUGUGAAUAUUUUUGAAGAAUUUUUAAGAAAUUUAGAAGGUUCUUGGAAAGGAAGUAGAAUAAAAAGUAGUGGUAAGUUAUGAAAAAAUAUAUGUAUGUAUUUUCAAACUUAAAUAAUGUGAAACAUUCUAUUCAUUUUGCUAUCAAUGUUGCAUAUAGUCUACAAUUUAAGCACACAUCAUAUUUGACUGAUUUUAUAAUCAAAUAAAUCUGUUCUUCAAUAAAAAAUAAACUUGUCGUGGGGUAUGUAUAGGUUUAGAAUAUUUGAGUUACCAAGUUCAUUAUUCAAUGUUUAUAAACUACUGUAGUUACUAGUUGUAGUGGCAUAUUAGAUGUAAUGAAUAGAUUUAUGGUUCUGGAAAAACUUUUAUAUUGUAUGUACUACUAAUUUGCAGUGCGAGUUGUAAUGUAACAAAAGUGUAACAUGUUUCUGUAAGAGUGUUACUUUAUUCACAACGUGUUAUGUAAUUUUGUUACUUACGAUUGAUUUCAAAUAACAAAAAUGUAAUGAAUAUUACUUUUGAUAAGUAAUACCUAUAAUAUAAUGUGUUAGGUUUUUUUUUUUAAGUUACAAAUUAUUAUUAUUUAAAAAAAAAAGUAUAUAUAUUUAAUCAUAGUGGUGUAUUGAAGAGUAUAACCAAUACGAGAUAAUGCUAGUUUGUAAAUGUUUAUGGCUGUUUUAUUUUUGGCGUUCAAAAUGGCAACGUUACUUGUAUAGUACUUACUAAUCAUUGAUAAAUCACAAUGAUUAAAUUUUUGCAUAUAUGAUUAAACUAUUAUAAACUUAUAGCCAUUUACAAGAAAUAGUUUUUUUUUUAAUAAUUAUUUAUACAAUAAAUACAUGACCAUGAUGUUAUUUAAAAAUUAUAAACUAUUAUCUAUAUGACAUAUGUUAAUAUAAGUAAUAGCACAAUUGAAAGCUGUUAUUCCGUAUUCAGUAGACAAUAUUUCAGUGUUGUGUCAGAUUAUUAUAUUGUUAUGUAUUAACUAUUCAAAUUGGUUUUUUUUUCUGAACAAGAACUAACGUAAUUAGUUCUAGUUACUUUUCUAUUUUAAAAGUAAAGUAAUUUUAUUGCAUUUAUCUCUAAAUAACGACUAAGUAACUUAAUCACUUUUUAAAAGUAAUUUACCCUACAGUGCUAAUUUGUAUUGAAUAUUGAUUAUUGCUAUGUCUGUAUAAUGACUAUACGGAUGUUAAAACGGUUAUUUUUUAUUAAAUUGAAAAAAUCUGUUAUUGAAGUCAAGAUUGAGUGAUAUAAAUAUGACACAUUGAUUGAAAUACAAUAUUGUGUUUAAAUAUAUAUGUACAUAAUCAAGUUUUUAAAUUUAAAUUUUUCAUUUUGUUUUUUAUGACUAAUUUUAACUAGUCCCUUGAAUGCCAUUAAAAAUGGUUUCUACUAUAUGUAGAACUACAUAUAGAAUAUAUAAAUUCUACUUUAGAAGUAAUUUUAGUAUAAUGUUUUUUGUUUGAUUUCAGAUAUUAAAAUGGAAUUUUAAAAUUAGUUUGUAUUUAUUAUCUUUAAAAGAAAAAUGAAAAAAAUCACCAAAUCAACAUAUUAUUUAUAUACAAUAUUAUUAUUAUUCUUAUUAUUUUAAAACAUUAAAACCUUUUAUAAAUUAUAAUUAUUAUAUUAUUAGUAAAC